AUGGUCACUAUUGUAUUUGAUCAUCCUGCGGAUGACUUUCCAGAUUUGAAAAUUGCUGGCGAGUUCACCAACUGGGAAGGUGUGCCCAUGGAAAUUAAUGUUGAUACUGGAAAGUGGGAGUAUAGGUUCCAUGAUUCUUCGAUAACCAAAUAUGAUGAUAAGGACAAGGUGCAUUUUAAAUUCAUAGAUCAGAAUGGCAACUGGUUUGCCGAUGAUGAGUAUCCAAAAGAGGUUGAUGAACAUAGUAACGAAAAUAAUGUUGCCACUUUGGAUAACAGUGAAGACGGGACAUUUGUUAAUGGGGGAAAGGGGGAGGAUGACAAAUCUACAAGUGAAGCGACAAAAAGUGGGUCAGAGUUGUAUGGUGAAGGUCCUGAUACGCCAACGCCCUCCCUUAAAGGCGAUAAGUCACCUGCUUCCUCUAAUUCAGAAGAUUUCCAAGGCAAAGCUGCUCCUAAAGAAGAAUUUAUCACAAAAGAAGGAAAGCAUGAGGAUGCACCUCUAGGGGAAGCUCUAACGAGAGAAAAUUCAAAAGCAGAAGAUGAAAAGCCCUAUCAAACUUUUUCUCCACACGAAGAAGGGAGUAAACCUGAUGAAGAGCUAGAAAAUCUUUCUGAAGGUAAUGACAAUACAAGAUUCAAUGAAGAGACAGACGUGACUGAUUCGCAAGAAUCAGAAAAUGAGAUUGCCGAUUCAGACACCGAAAAUACAGACAUAUCUGAACAAGAAGAAAUACAGAAUAGAGAUAAACUUGUUCAACAGAAUGCUAAAUCAAUAGUUAGAAAAGGUGACGCUAACACUGAAGACUAUGAAAAUGUCUUGGAAAAGCUGCUGGGAGCAUUGGGGCGUUUCUUUGGUUCAUGGUUCUCUUGGUUGACAACAAAAAUGUCAGGAACGGAGGCAGCUUAA
This is a messenger RNA of Saccharomyces kudriavzevii IFO 1802, 909 nucleotides long. It is a transcript of the gene UIP4, whose product is annotated as Uip4p. Lineage: Eukaryota; Fungi; Ascomycota; Saccharomycetes; Saccharomycetales; Saccharomycetaceae. The transcript has a single exon. The record is from RefSeq and is a predicted model, not a curated record. The coding region runs from base 1 to 909 and encodes 302 amino acids.